Ornithodoros turicata is the source of this 920-nucleotide messenger RNA. It is a transcript of the gene Vps60, whose product is annotated as charged multivesicular body protein 5-like. The record is from RefSeq and is a predicted model, not a curated record. The transcript has a single exon. Gene Ontology annotation, cellular component: multivesicular body. NCBI's taxonomy places the organism in Eukaryota, Metazoa, Arthropoda, Arachnida, Ixodida, Argasidae. Bases 145 to 804 code for a protein of 219 amino acids. Gene Ontology annotation, biological process: vesicle budding from membrane; late endosome to vacuole transport via multivesicular body sorting pathway.
CAAGUCCAAGUCAAGCCAAGAUUAUCACUUCCUGUCCAAACAUCAGAAAUUGCGAUAUUCAUCUCAUGAUCUCAUCCACCCAUUAAAUCCGCAAAUCUUCGCAUCGUCUUGUCACCGUAAGCAAGCACCGAGAGAUCGCGAAAGAUGAACCGCUUGUUCGGCCGCACUAAAGCGAAAGAACCGCCGCCAAGCCUAACGGACUGUAUUGCGGGCGUCGACGGGCGAGCCGAGUCUGUUGACAAGAAGAUACAACGCCUCGAUGCUGAGCUAAAGAAGUACAAGGACCAAAUGGCCAAAAUGCGCGAGGGCCCCGCGAAGAACAUGGUGAAGCAGAAGGCUAUGCGUGUCCUCAAACAGCGCAAAAUGUACGAACAGCAGCGAGACAACCUAAUGCAGCAGUCGUUCAACAUGGAACAGGCGAACUUCGCAACGCAGACUCUGAAGGAUACGAAAGUCACGGUGGACGCUAUGAGGACGGGAGUCAGAGAAAUGAAACGGGAGUACAAGAAAGUCAACAUCGACGACAUCGAGAAUGUCCAGGAUGAGUUGGAAGACAUGCUGGAUCAAGCUAACGAGGUGCAAGAAGCGCUGGGAAGGUCCUACGGCAUGCCCGAAGUUGACGACGACGAGCUCGAGGCAGAGCUGAACGCUUUGGGCGACGCGUUGGACGAAGACACGUCGUACCUCGACGCCGCCAGUGCCGCGCCCACCAUUCCCACAAAGGAACCAGGCGCGGACAGCACCGUCAGUAACGACGGUGUAUUGGUCGACGAGUUCGGCCUGCCCAAGAUCCCUGCUUCUUAAAAACUUGCGUGCAGUGGAAGAAGUGGAAAUUCGUUGCAUGUAUAUGGGCAAUUUGUAAUGUCCGCUCGUUGUACUCCUUUUAAAAAUUGAGAAUAAAUAUGCUUAUCCGUGCAAUA